UACAAUACGAAAUCCGGAGCCUGCUGGUUUCUACCUGAUAAUUAAUUAGACACACCUGGUGUCCCAGGUCUAAAUCAGUCCCUGAUUAAAGGGGAACAAUACAAAAAAAUCAAUGGCACUGGCUUCGAGGUCCAGAGUUGAGUUUGAGAGGCUUAUGGGAUUCUAUAGCUCAGACCCAGUAUAACAGGGGUGUCAAACUCAUUCCAUGGAGGGCUGAGUGUUUGCAGGUUUUAGUUUUAUCAACUAAGACCUAGACAACCACGUGUGGGUAAGUUCCUUACUAAUCAGUGCCUUAAUUCAUCAAGUACAAGGGAGGAGUGAAAACCUGCAGACCCUUGGCCCACCGUAGAAUGAGUUUGACACGUGCAGUAUAGCUUCGCCCCUGUGUUAUGACCCAUAUAAACGUUCCUCCUUUGUCACAUUUGAUAUUGGGGCAACAAUACAACUCAAGCUUGGCAUUCAUCAUGACCACCACCAGUGCUGUUCACUUGUCUCUUCCAGGGAAACAAACCCAGUACUCAAGGACACACACAGGCAAUAGAUACAAUUAUGACUGCUCACAUCUCUGUACUCAUUGACUAAACAUGGAUUCAAUUAAACUCAGUUCAAGGUCAUGGUAAUACAAUAUAAACGCUGGGGCUGUGAAAAUUAGCCGGCUGGCUAAAACCGGCACUUUUACUGAAACGUUGAUUAAUGUGCACUGUCCCUGUAAAAAUACAAUAAACUCAAACUCAAUAGAAGCACUCAUGGCUCUCUGCUAAUAUUUAAUCCAACCCACCACUUGACUACUGCUCAGUGCUAGCCAUUCAUAUCAGCUGAGAGCUGUCAACUUUGGCUGUGUGUGAGAGAGAGAGCAGAAACCGGUACAUAGGUAAAGUAAGGUGGGCGUGAGAAGAUGGGGAGGGAGAGAAGAAAGAGAAGGCGGGAGUGAAGGAAUUUGUGAGGAACUGAAAGCAGGGGAGGGCGGCGAAGGGGAGAGGGAGGAGUGGCGAGCAGAGAGCAAGGUUACACGUGAGAGCAGUCCAGAGAACGAAAGUAAGAGAGAGAGACCGAGGAGAGAGAGAGAGAGAAUAGCAGGACAGGUACGAUAGCGUGGAUUAUGGAGGUGAGAAGAUUUCAGUCUUACUUCACAAGUUAAUUACCUGUUGCUCACUGGACGAGAAGAAAGAACAAAGAAAAGUAGAGAACAAAGAAAGAGUAAACAUUAAGGGCAACGGAGAAAGAGAGAGAGGCAGAGGGGAAAACCAGGGGUAGAGAGAGGGAGGGAAAUAGGGAGAGGGGGAACCAGGGGUAGAGAGAAAGGAAUGGACAACAGUUGAAUGUUGACCGAGGGAGUGGGGAUAUUAAUCGGGAGAUAAACAAAAAGGAGAGAGGGGAAAAAAAGAGAGAAAGUGUAGAAAAACAAAUAGAUACACAUUGACAGAGUGGACUGGACUUCAAUGAAGCACUGACAUCAGCAAAAUAAAGGGUGAGAGAGAGAGAAAGGAGGUCACUGCAGUCCGAAGUAGGUGCUGUGCACUGUAGUUCCUUAAGCACGCUUACUAUGCAACAGGAGAGUUAGGACAAGCAAAGACAGACAGACGUCCACUACACGAUUGAACCAUGUUGAUGAAGGAGUAUAGAAUAUGCAUGCCACUAACUGUGGAAGAGUAUAAGAUUGGGCAGCUGUACAUGAUCAGCAAACACAGUAAUGAGCAGAGCGGAGGAGGGGAGGGAGUGGAGGUGGUGAGGAACCAACCAGACACACAUCCCCAACACGGCCUGGGACAACUCACUGAGAAACGCAUCUACCUCAAUAGUAAACUGCCAUCCUGGGUGAGUGUGUUUGUCCCCAGGGUCUUCUAUGUGACAGAGAAGGCCUGGAACUUCUACCCUUACACCAUCACAGGUCUGACAACAUUAUUCAAUCCACCACAUACACAGCCGUUUCACCUGCUACCAACCUGUUCUUCCUAUAGGGUCAACAUAGAAAGUGACUGUGUCUCCUUCCUUCCCAAGUUCAGCGUCCGUAUUGAGACCAGGUUUGAGAACAACAAUGGUGACAACAAUAAUGUAUUUGGAGACAGGCCCACCCCUGCAGAGAGCGUGAGCCACCUGGAUAUCCUCAUUGACCCCAUCCCUGACAAACACUACAAGGAGACAGAGGACCUGAGUCGCUGGGUGUCUGAGAAGAUGGGCCGAGGCCCCCUGGUGGAAGGGUGGCGUAAGGACAGCACCCCCAUCAUGUGCUCCUAUAAGAGGGUGCAGUGCAGUUUCGAAGUCUACGGCUUCCAGGGCAAGACUGAGGACUUCAUACACAAGAACAUCCAGGACAUCCUACUGGUGGGGCACAGACAGGCUGUGGCCUGGACAGACGAAUGGCAUGGGAUGAGUUUGGAGGAUGUGAGAGAGUAUGAGCGUCAGAUACAGGAACAGACCAACAGCAAACUCAAAUCAACCCAGAACAACAACACAGCAGCCCCUCGUCCGGCAUACUCACGCUCUAUGUCCGUCACAGAUGAGCGCUCUCUGAAGAAGAUGGGAGUGAAGACUAUGGCCAUGUCAGACCCCUCCACCUCCACACUGCCUCAUAGCACUGUCCGCCUUAACUCCACCCCCGAGUAACAUACACACGUUCAUACUGAUGCAUCAAUUCCUGCCUGCUUAAACCCUCCGUGACAGUAACUACACUGCAGCCAUUCCUUUUUUACGGCCAUCCACCACAAACACAUUUAACCAAUAAAGCUACACUGUCCACAGAAGCAGCACUUAGAGCACUUAGGUCCUACCCCUUUCUCCAGCUGUAACUACAGAACCCAACCCCCUGUCCUACCCCUUUCUCCAGCUGUACCUAUACAACCCAACCCCCUGUCCUACCCCUUUCUCCAGCUGUAACUAUACAACCCAACCCCCUGUCCUACACCUUUCUUCAGCUGUAACUAUACAACCCAACCCCCUGUCCUACCCCUUUCUCCAGCUGUAACUGAAUAACUCAACCCCCUGUCCCACCCCUUUCUCCAGCUGUAACUACAUAACCCAACCCCCUGUCCUGCCCCUUUCUCCAGCUGUAACUAUAUAACCCAACACCCUGUCCUACCCCUUUCUCCAGCUGUAACUAUACAACUCAACCCCCUGUCCUACCCCUUUCUCCAUCUGUAAAUAUACAACCCAACCCCCUGUCCUACCCCUUUAUCCAGCUGUAACUGAAUAACUCAACCCCCUGUCCUACCCCUUUCUCCAGCUGUAACUAUAUAACCCAACCCCCUAUCCUACCCCUUUCUCCAGCUGUAAAUAUACAACCCAACCCCCUGUCCUACCCCUUUCUCCAGCUGUAACUAUACAACCCAACCCCCUGUCCUACCCCUUUCUCCAGCUGUAACUGAAUAACUCAACCCCCUGUCCUACCCCUUUCUCCAGCUGUAACUAUACAACCCAACCCCCUGUCCUACCCCUUUCUCCAUCUGUAACUAUAUAACCCAACCCCCUGUCCUACCCCUUUCUCCAGCUGUAACUAUACAACCCAACCCCCUGACCUACCCAUUUCUCCAGCUGUAACUAUACAACCCAACCCCCUGACCUACCCCUUUCUCCAGCUGUAACUAUACAACCCAACCCCCUGUCCUACCCCUUUCUCCAGCUGUAACUACAUAACCGAACCCCUUGUCCUACCCCUUUCUCCAGCUGUAACUAUAUAACCCAACCCCCUGUCCUACCCCUUUCUCCAGCUGUAACUACAUAACCCAACCCCCUGUCCUACCCCUUUCUCCAGCUGUAACUAUAUAACCCAACCCCCUGUCCUACCCCUUUCUCCAGCUGUAACUAUAUAACCCAACCCCCUGUCCUACCCCUUUCUCCAGCUGUAACUAUACAACCCAACCCCCUGUCCUACCCCUUUCUCCAGCUGUAACUAUACAACUCAACCCCCUGUCCUACCCCUUUCUCCAGCUGUAACUAUAUAACCCAACCCCCUGUCCUACCCCUUUUUCCAGCUGUAACUAUACAACCCAACCCCCUGUCCUACCCCUUUCUCCAGCUGUAACUAUAUAACCCAACCCCCUGUCCUGCCACUUUCGGCAGCUGUAACUACAUAACCCAACCCCCUGUCCUACCCCUUUCUCCAGCUGUAACUAUAUAACCCAACCCCCUGUCCUACCCCUUCUCCAGCUGUAACUAUACAACCCAACCCCCUGUCCUACCCCUUUCUCCAGCUGUAACUAUACAACCCAACCCCCUGUCCUACCCCUUUCUCCAGCUGUAACUAUACAACCGAACCCCCUUGUCCUACCCCUUUCUCCAGCUGUAACUAUACAACCCAACCCCCUGUCCUACACCUUUCUUCAGCUGUAACUAUACAACCCAACCCCCUCUCCUACCCCUUUCUCCAGCUGUAACUGAAUAACUCAACCCCCUGUCCUACCCCUUUCUCCAGCUGUAACUACAUAACCCAACCCCCUGUCCUGCCCCUUUCUCCAGCUGUAACUAUAUAACCCAACACCCUGUCCUACCCCUUUCUCCAGCUGUAACUAUACAACUCAACCCCCUGUCCUACCCCUUUCUCCAUAUGUAAAUAUAAAACCCAACCCCCUGUCCUACCCCUUUCUCCAGCUGUAACUGAAUAACUCAACCCCAUGUCCUACCCCUUUCUCCAGCUGUAACUACAUAACCCAACCCCCUGUCCUGCCCCUUUCUCCAGCUGUAACUAUAUAACCCAACACCCUGUCCUACCCCUUUCUCCAGCUGUAACUAUACAACUCAACCCCCUGUCCUACCCCUUUCUCCAUAUGUAAAUAUACAACCCAACCCCCUGUCCUACCCCUUUCUCCAGCUGUAACUGAAUAACUCAACCCCCUGUCCUACCCCUUUCUCCAGCUGUAACUAUAUAACCCAACCCCCUGUCCUACCCCUUUCUCCAGCUGUAACUAUACAACCCAACCCCCUGUCCUACCCCUUUCUCCAGCUGUAACUAUACAACCCAACCCCCUGUCCUACCCCUUUCUCCAGCUGUAACUGAAUAACCCAACCCCCUGUCCUACCCCUUUCUCCAGCUGUAACUAUAUAACACAACCCCCUGUCCUACCCCUUUCUCCAGCUGUAACUAUACAACCCAACCCCCUGUCCUACCCCUUUCUCCAUCUGUAACUAUAUAACCCAACCCCCUGUCCUACCCCUUUCUCCAGCUGUAACUAUACAACCCAACCCCCUGUCCUACCCCUUUCUCCAGCUGUAACUAUACAACCCAACCCCCUCUCCUACCCCUUUCUCCAGCUGUAACUAUACAACCCAACCCCCUGACCUACCCAUUUCUCCAGCUGUAACUAUACAACCCAACCCCCUGACCUACCCCUUUCUCCAGCUGUAACUAUACAACCCAACCCCCUGUCCUACCCCUUUCUCCAGCUGUAACUACAUAACCCAACCCCCUGUCCUGCCCCUUUCUCCAGCUGUAACUAUAUAACCCAACCCCCUGUCCUACCCCUUUCUCCAGCUGUAACUAUAUAACCCAACCCCCUGUCCUACCCCUUUCUCCAGCUGUAACUAUACAACCCAACCCCCUGUCCUACCCCGUUCUCCAGCUGUAACUAUACAACCCUACCCCCUGUCCUACCCCUUUCUCCAGCUGUAACUAUAUAACCCAACCCCCUGUCUUUGAGUUUGCAUCCCAAAAUAUUACACUUUAUAUACAUCAAAGUAGAAAGAAAUAUUACAAACUGUUUGACAUAGAAACACCGAAUUUUCGGCAGGUAAAAAAAAAAUGAAAUUAUUAAUAACAUUCCACCCAUGAGGCCUCUAGGUAAUUUGACUGCAAGAAAGGGCUACUAGAGUGGAUAAAAUGGUAGGGGAGUGCCGUGGAUCCACACAGCCCCCCCCCCCCCAUCGUUCUGCUCCAUGCAGCAAAUGGCUGAAACAGGGCUAACCUUCACUGAUGAGUCAAUAGGAUGGCUGUUUUAAACAUGAUUAACUCCUGAUCUAUGGUAGUUAACUUCUGAUCUAUGGUAGUAGCUGCAACAUGACCUCUGUACAGGCUGUGGAAUAAUCUAACAUAGAGGAUUAAUAUAAUUUAUAACUAGGUUUAUAUUGACACAUUAUACAUACACUGUAUAUUUGUCUGUUUAGUCUAUUGCAAUGGAAGUCCAUUGUCAGCUCUGUACCUUUUGUAUGAAUGAAUAAAACCCUUUCUCUCCUUUA
Molecule: messenger RNA, 6165 nt
Organism: Salvelinus fontinalis (brook trout)
Lineage: Eukaryota; Metazoa; Chordata; Actinopteri; Salmoniformes; Salmonidae
Product: cytoplasmic phosphatidylinositol transfer protein 1-like
Exons: 9
Coding region: 1603-2604 (333 amino acids)
Biological process (GO): phospholipid transport
Cellular component (GO): cytoplasm
Molecular function (GO): phosphatidylinositol binding; phosphatidylinositol transfer activity
Source: RefSeq, a predicted model, not a curated record